AUGGGGCAAGAACUGCUUCGAGGUCCGACACUCGCGUCCAGUCCAUCCAAAUCACAAUCGUCGGGAUCAAAUUCGGACGCCGAUUCGGCGAUCGGUGAACCACGUCGACCAGGCACACGGCAAUCCAAGCCAAGAUCAAGGAAUGGAUGCUGGACAUGUCGGCAGAGAAAAGUCAAAUGUGACGAGGUUCGACCGGUCUGCGCAUCGUGUAGUCGGUUAGGGAAAGAUUGCGAAUGGGGCCAGAGAUGGAAGUUUGACGAUUUGAGUAUGCGCACGCGGCGGAGACACAAGCACGUAUCAGUCACUGGAAGUCCGUCAUGGGAUGAGAAGAAUCAAGCACGCAUGAUGGCUCGUCAGCUUUAUACCAGGCAUCAGCCUACACUUCCAGCAUUCACCGAGCUCAGCAAUGAAGAUGAAAGAGAAAGAAAAGCACUGACACAACCUCCUGGUACCUUCAAUGUCAUUCUUACACCGGAUAGCUUUGGUCGAUUACCAGAAUAUGGUGGACUGAUCAGGCGGUAUCGAAGCGGAAGCGGAUGUUCCAAAUAUGGCUUCUCAGAAGACCCUAACCUUGUCGUUCUUGCCGAAUUCGAAGAUACACCUUACUUCAUGGCUCUUCCCGAACGCAACCCUUCUUUUGCAGCUUACCCAACUCCGACCUCUUCCGCAUCUUCAAUCCCACGCGACCUUGCCAACUAUGGAACCACAGACAUUGACGAAGUCAUGGCACACUAUAGAGAGUUCAUCUCCAAAAGGAUGAUGCCUCUUGGAUCAAGAUUUAGACUCAGCGAGUGCGGUCACGACGAUGUCAUUGUCGUAGAAGCACGAUCCUUCCCACCUUUGUAUCACGCAAUCUGCGCCAUCACGUUACUGAGUCUGGCGCUCAAAGGACAACGACAUCUCCUCGCAGGAGCCUUUCAACAUUACCAACAAGCCAUUUCAGCAUGCAUGUCAAGUACAGCCAUUUCGAAGGGCUCUCUAAUAUAUCUUCACUUCAUUCUUCUCUUAUACGACAUUUGUUGUGCAACACAGAACUGUUCUCCAGACGGAAUCAUGUGGUCACAACACUUUCAACAACUCGCACGUCUAGCAUACGCCGGAGACGACUUCGAGUUCAAUGAGCUACAAGCCUACAUCCUUUGGUAUACCCUAUUCUUGGAUGCACAGUCUUGUCUUUCUGGAAAUCCGGAGUCUGGAUUCUUCGUCCGAGCAUACCUGUCGAAUGGCUCGACUCUACCGACUUGGCGUAAACCAGAAGGCUCGACCCAACAGCCUAACCUUGAGAUAGCGGGUCUAUCCGCUGUUACCGAUCUCAGCAAAUACAUGUGUGGACGCUUUGCUCAAUUGAGUCAGUUGGCAUUGCAGAUGCGAGAAGAUGUUGAAGCUGGUCGUGGUAGCAUCACAGAACAUCAGAACACUGUAGUGACAUUCAGAAACGAAAUGUACUCGAAUUGGAGCCUGAAAUACCCGGCCUUCCUGCCUCGAGACUCACCAGAAGCUGGAACAAGACUGCCGACCCUUGCGCGGACAGUGUUUGAUUUUGCAUCUCUUCAAUAUUCUACCGCCAUGGUAUAUUUGCACACAAGCAUGUAUAAUGGUCAGCGUAACCACCUAUCUUCUACCCAACGCAAGGAAGUUGCCAACCAUUGUCGCCACAUUCUCUCCAUGGCUGCACUGGUGGUUGCCGAAAAGGGCACUGAACAACACAACCUCAUCUUCUCUAUCUUCUUGGCUGGUGUCAAUAGUGCGAAUGACCACGACAAGAACCGUGCCAUUGGUCUCAUCCGUGCAAUGGAAGGUACAGGCAUCAGCUGCAAUGUUACAAAAUCUCGCGAGCUGCUCGAAACAAUGUGUGUGGAGCAGAGAGAACGAAUUCAAUUUGGUGGCAAUGCCUCUGAUAUUGACUGGGUAUCUUUUGCUAAAGAACGUGGCAUUAGACUUGUCAACAUGGGGCUUUGA
Messenger RNA from Aureobasidium melanogenum CBS 110374, 1959 nucleotides. RefSeq lists its product as uncharacterized. Gene Ontology annotation, molecular function: DNA-binding transcription factor activity, RNA polymerase II-specific; transcription cis-regulatory region binding; zinc ion binding. The transcript has 3 exons. The record is from RefSeq and is a predicted model, not a curated record. Gene Ontology annotation, cellular component: nucleus. The coding region runs from base 1 to 1959 and encodes 652 amino acids. NCBI's taxonomy places the organism in Eukaryota, Fungi, Ascomycota, Dothideomycetes, Dothideales, Saccotheciaceae. Gene Ontology annotation, biological process: positive regulation of transcription by RNA polymerase II.